GUGAGGAGAAAAGCACAGCUCGGGUUGUGUAGUAGGAGGAGUGAGGAGUACAACCGUAAGAGUGUAUGUUGCUUUUCCCUCUUAGAGGCUGAACCGUUCGAGCAGGAGGGGAGGAGGCUGUGUGUGAGUGACAGAUCGCACCCCACAGGUGGAGGCAGGACUGAGGAAGAAGAUAGAGAGAAAGAGAGAUAGAGAAGGGAAAGGAGAAGGAGUGCAGGAGCAGGCAGUCGAGAGAAAGCUUGUGUGAGAGCCAGCUGACCCACAAUGAGCCACUGCAGGAAAAGGUGCAAGAGGCAGCUGACCAAAGUGGCCCGCUUCUUUUACAGGUUUCUCACAGGGACCCUGACCCAAGACAGCAUCGAGGAUGAUUUCGAACUCUCCACCGUGUGCCAUCGGCCUGAGGGUCUGGAGAAACUGCAGGAGCAAACCAAGUUCACCAAGAAAGAGCUGCAAGUGCUUUACAGGGGCUUUAAAAAUGAAUGUCCUAGUGGCGUUGUGAACGAGGACACCUUUAAGGUUAUCUACUCCCAGUUCUUCCCACAAGGAGAUUCAAGUACGUAUGCACAUUUCCUUUUCGAGGCAUUCGACACUAACAAGAACGGAUCGGUCAGUUUUGAAGACUUUGUCAUUGGCCUGUCCAUCAUCCUCAGGGGGACAAUAAUCGAUCGGCUCAACUGGGCAUUCAACCUUUACGAUCUCAACAAAGAUGGGUGUAUCACCAAAGAGGAAAUGUUAGACAUCAUGAAGUCAAUCUAUGACAUGAUGGGGAAGUAUACAUAUCCCUGCAUGCAAGAGGAUGCUCCCAGAGAGCAUGUGGAGAACUUCUUUCAGAAAAUGGACCGUAACAAUGAUGGCGUUGUCACGAUCGAUGAAUUCAUUGAGUCAUGCCAAAAGGAUGAAAAUAUCAUGCAGUCCAUGCAGCUAUUUGACAACGUCAUUUAGGGCCAAGCCCAACUGAAGGGGAGCGAGAAAGAGACAGAGAGAAGUGACCAAGGUACUCAAACUGGUCAACCAGAAGCUACUUCCUCCUCUAUAUCCCCUCUUCUUCACCCAGCCAGAGGACCACCAUCAUUCUGUUUCUUUCUUUCUCCCAGAGACAUAGUGGAAGAUGAUGCAUCAGGUGCAGGGGCUGGCUUCUAGAUCCACUUCGAUAACUUGUUUUUCCUUACAUCCUUGAAAACAUUUAACAUAGUACUGUAGCUGGACUCAGGAUGAAGCCAGCGUGAUACGUUUCACAUGUAUCUUGGAGGAACAUGAAGUGACAAUAGAAGCGAAAGUAACUGGCCAACAUCUAGCUAAGUUAUGGCCAAUGAUGGUCGUGUUUUUUUUUUUUUUUUCUUCAAAUAAGUGACAGUUUUCUUACAGCAUGAUGUCAAAAUAACCUACACUAUGUACCAUACAUAUUUACCCAGCUAGUCCAAAGCUUGUCUGUUGUCAAAUGGCCUCGCUCAGUCCGAACGCCGUCGUGUGCGCCAUUACAAGUUCCUCCAUUUCAGCAGCCAAUAGAAUUAGAAACAGUCUAGGCCUGUACGUUCCAGACGAGUCUGUAGAAAAAGUGACUCCUUGGCCUCGAAGUCCUAAGCACUUAACAGUUCGGACUGUUUUUUUCAUCCUAAGUAGAAGAUUUCACAGAUAAUAAAAGAAAUAAAUGGGAGAGUCGAGCUAUGCUGCGUUAAUGCUAGCCUGUUAAUGUUCACACUGUGAAUGCACAUAAAAUAUGAAUCCCGAAAUUUAUUACUGCUGAGAGAAUCCACUAAUGAUAAAUUCCAUGAGUUUUUUUUUUCAUCCUUUUCCAUUUUCCACAGAUUUAGGCAGAACUAAAGUGCUCAAUGGCAGCUCUGUAGGGUGUUGGGACCAGUAAGCUUGUCCAUGCACAGUGUCCCUCAAACACCAAAGACACUCACCAUGACCCAAAAUAAAAAAGAUAUUUACCUGAAAAUAUAAAGUAUGAAUAAAUACUUAAAGUGGAGUAUAGCUAAAGAGGUGUGUGGCUAUGGUAUGAAGUAGUGGCUAUUUUUGCUAAAUGGAAAAAUUCAAGGUCAAGAAUUUAGAAAAACUAUGUUCAUAUAAUUUAUCAUCACAAUUGUAGGUAGGUUUGUAAGUUUGAUAAAUUGAAUUCAAGCUUAAGAAUCAGACUAUUUGCAUGUUCGGGGAAGUUAAGAACUAAUACAAUACCUUGCAUAUGUACUCAUCUGUAUUGUAGAAUUGUUACAACCUGAAAUGGAAAUGAAAUGAAUUGGGAUUUUUUUAUCGUAUGAUUUACACAUCAACUGUAUGAAUGUGCAAACUAUACAUGCUUUAUUGCGGGUUAAUUAAACUUCAAUAAUAAUUUAUUGGUUGCAAAAGUAUUCACCCCCACUGAGUCACUAUUUGGCAGAACCACUACCAAGUAACACUACCACUUUCUGAAGUUACAGGUGUAGGAUUUUUGGGAUUUGCCUCGAUCAGCUUUGCACAUCUGGAUUUGAAGGUCAGUCAGAAUGAACGGAGACCAAUGGUGAACAGGAAUUUUCAAGUCUUGCCAAAAAUCUAAGCGUUGACUGGGAUAAUCGAUCAUGUCCAUGCUUGAAUCACUCAAGUAUAAUUUGGAAGUAUGUGUUUGAAAGAUAAUGGAAGCCACCAUACUGAGUCUUAAGCCUGGAACUGGACACAGAUUUUCUUUUUAGGAUUGCUUUAUAUUUGGUUCCAAUCUUUGUAAACCCUGUGGAAAAAAAACAUUCCCAAAAACAUCAUACUAAGACCACACUUCUUGCUUUUCCAUCACGAUGCUACCAAAGCCAUCAUGGUUGGUGUUCUCACGCCAGAAACGUUAGAGCCGAGAACCUUUUUGCCUUGGUUGACCUUCUUACCUUGGUUGAACUUCUUACCUGGUCAGCCACUUUUAGUACACCUUCCACCAAAUUUUAAUAACACGUUCUCUCAAGAAUGAGCGUUUGAAUGCUUGUAGGAUUUCAGUGGAAUUGAUGCUGUAACAAAACUCUCUUUCUUUCUGGUUAGACAAAAUCUGGAGUUUUCUAGUAACAGUUGUAUUUCUGUUCUCUCUUGUCAAAGUUUAAUUGCACAAAGACGCACUCCAUUCACCUAAUUAUGUUUAAUUACAUUCUGACGGAAACUGUUUGCAAAUGAGGCAAAUUUAAAUGGGGUGUAAAUACAUAUGCAAGGCACUGUACAUUGAAUUGCACAUGAAACUUCAGUGAUUCAGUCCAGGAUUAUUAAUAAAAAUAAAUAAACAAGUCACUUUAUUAGGAAAUUAGAAUAGGAGCAAUUUUUCGUGAGGUGUGGACUUUAAUUAUGCAUGCAAGCUAUUUUUUUUUCAACAAUUCAGCCAUUUUAAUAGAUAUCACACUUACAAACUUACACUUCCAUGCUUGUUCCAUCUUUAAGCAAUGAAGUCUGAAGGGUGGAGGGUCAAGUGAUGCGUGAUGUUUACAUUUACAAAUGAUUAUUUCUAAUCAACUAGAUUCAGUGAUGAGAGGAGUCGGUAUGCAGGAACACAAUAUACUUAAAUAUUUAAGCAAUAACUUUGAUUCCUAUCGGCCAGUAUUGCCACUUCACCAUCUCGACUUAGCUUCUAUCUACCAUCCAUGUCGAGUGGUGAUUGUUUACUAUUCAAAGCUCCAAUCAGCACAAUGUAUCUAAAGGUUUAUGCAAACAUUCUCUUCUGAAUGCCACAAAGGAUUGUGCACUGCAAAAAAAAAGUUUCGUGUCCUCAUUAGAAUGUUUUUUCCCCCUCUUUUAAGGUCAGAUGUUACAACGAAUUGUGUUAUUUUCUGCACCCUUUUUUUGUUGACUUACAAGGACAGAUGGAAUGCAUGUGAGUAUAUGCACCACAUCUCGAAUACGGCAUCUCGGUUAAGGGUUGAAUUAAAACUGUUUCGCCUUAUUAAAGGUAUUUUACCAACAUCAAUCUUAACUGUGUGGACGUCCUUGU
This is a messenger RNA of Tachysurus vachellii, 3931 nucleotides long. RefSeq names its product Kv channel-interacting protein 2. The coding region runs from base 265 to 942 and encodes 225 amino acids. Gene Ontology annotation, molecular function: potassium channel regulator activity; calcium ion binding. The record is from RefSeq and is a predicted model, not a curated record. Gene Ontology annotation, cellular component: voltage-gated potassium channel complex. NCBI's taxonomy places the organism in Eukaryota, Metazoa, Chordata, Actinopteri, Siluriformes, Bagridae. Gene Ontology annotation, biological process: regulation of potassium ion transmembrane transport. The transcript is spliced from 8 exons.